This is a messenger RNA of Toxorhynchites rutilus septentrionalis, 657 nucleotides long. RefSeq lists its product as uncharacterized. The coding region runs from base 1 to 657 and encodes 218 amino acids. The transcript has a single exon. NCBI's taxonomy places the organism in Eukaryota, Metazoa, Arthropoda, Insecta, Diptera, Culicidae. The record is from RefSeq and is a predicted model, not a curated record. Gene Ontology annotation, molecular function: nucleic acid binding.
AUGGAAGCUGCUGCUCUCAAGAUUGAAUUCCAUUUCAUCCCGCCACACGCUCCCACAUUUGGUGGUCUGUGGGAAGCGUGUGUUAAGUCCUUCAAGCACCAUAUGCGCAGAAUCGUCGGCAACAAUCAUUUGUCAGCCGAAUCAUUUACCACCGUUCUAGCCCAAAUAGAGGCCUGUUUAAAUUCACGUCCUAUAACUCCGCUAUCAUCAGAUCCAAAUGAUCUGCAAGCCCUAACGCCGGGACAUUUCCUGAUAGGCCGCCCACUGUUAACAGUUCCUGAGCCCAAUCUGGAAAUCCCCGAGAAUCGUCUCGACAACUGGCAGAAGAUUCAGCGCAUAACACAACAUUUUUGGAAACGUUGGCACGAGGAGUAUUUGUCCACCCUACAAACUCGAUAUAAAUGGACAACUAUGAAUCCUAAUCUUCUCAAUGGAUCGAUUGUGCUGAUACGCGAUGACAACCUACCGAUUGGCCGAUGGUCGAUGGGAAGAGUGGUGGCCACUCACCCAGGACAAGAUGGACUAAUACGUGUUGCUACCGUGAAGUUGCCAAACAGCGUCAACUUAAUCAAGAGGCCCAUCACGAAGCUAUGUCCUCUACCAAUAGAGAUAGACCCCGUGACUGCAGCAGAUCAGCCAACGGCCAUCCCUCAAUAG